GAGAUGGCCAUAUAAAGGGUCUGCCAACUGGAUAAAAAAGGUGCCACCUCUGCAUUGUGACUUCCUUCAAUGUGCCUCAUUAUGACCCAGCUCCCUCACCAGCUGGUAGGUGUCCCCAGGUCCUGGCAUGAGUUCAGUGUGGGUCGGGGCUGGUGGGGGGGGGCGCGGCCCAGGUGGCCCUAGGACCCCCCCACCAUGGAAAACCAGCUCUGGUAUGACACCCUGGGGUGCUGCAGUCAAUACCAAGAAAGUCCCCAGGAUGCUGAGGACUUCCUACUCCUGCUGCUGGGCCUCAUCAUUCUUGUCAACAUUGGGAUCAACAUGGCAACUGUGAUGUGGCAUGGGUUCCAGAAUGCCUUAGACAAGAUGAUCUGUUGGAUUAAUCAAAAAAAUGAAAUCUUGCAGGCUUGUGAAAGUUCUCCCCAAGAUUCACCAGCCAAGGUCCAAGACGUCCACAUCCACUGCACCCUGGACCCUGUAGAAGUGAAGAUGGCCCGGCCCACUUGUUGCUACUCUUCCUCCUACCACCGCAUCCGCAACCGCUGCUCACGCCGCCGCCGCCGCCGCCGCAGCCGCAGCCACCAGCAAAGGCUGAAGAACCACAGACAGUUCCCCUACAACCACUCAGUCUUCCGUAGCCAACAGCACAGCCGCAAGAUGUCACAGCUGUGGCCGAUGCUCCCCUUUGAUCGGGAGGAUCUGGACUCCUGCCUGGAAGAGGAGGAUGACCUGUCCUUCCCAUAUCCCAAGUACCCACAGCGGGGCUGGGGAGGGCUCUACCAGCAAAUGGGCCUGCCCUCCAAUCUGGGGCUGUGGGGCCGCCAGGGUGGGAUUCUGGCCAGCCUGCCACCACCCUCUCUCUACCUGUCACCUGAGCUGCGCCGCAUGCCAAAGCGUGUGGAGGCCAAGUCGGAGCUGAGGCUGCAGUCCUACAGGCCCCUCUGCUCACAGUCCCGCAUCUGGGGCAAUAUGGAGGCUGAGCAGUGGACCUCGUCUCUGCCAGUCCCCCGCCAGCUGCCCCGUAACCCCUCCUGGGUCCCCGGGGGGCACAGCCCCUACUCCUCAGGGGGCCAGCUACUGUGUGACUCCUGGGAUCAGAGGCGGCGUGGUCUGGAGGGCUCUGAGCCUCCAUCUCUCCUGGUGCCCCGGGGCUCCCGGCCCGAGGCCCAAGAGCAGUGCUCCCCACAGUCCCACCGGCGGAGCCUCCCCAGCCAUGCUUACAGCCAGCCCAACCGUAGCCCCCACCCAUCCACCGGACACUUGUGCUACAGCUCCCGAGACCCUCAUGAGGCUCGGCGCCGGGCGGCCGAAUGGGCAGAAGCACUGUCCACUCGGCACCCUCUGACUACCUCCACCUCCCUCACGGUGUUGGGCGAGGCCUCAUACCAACAGGCCCUGGCUCCCAGCCCGGCCCUGCUCUCCCGCUCCUCCCAGCCCCUGCCCGAAGUCCAGGCUGCUGAGCUCCCCCCACCUCCACCCACCUUCGUGCCACUCAGACGGAUUCCGGGGGGCAAUGCCAACUACCAGGUGUAUGACAGCCUGGAGCUGAAGCGGCAGGUGCAGGAUAGCAGAGCGCGAGCCAACUCACUGCCACCACCUUCCACCUUAGCCUCGAGGCCCUCCCUGCACAGGAGCCGGACCGGGAAACUUAACUGACCAGCAGCGAAAGUAGGCAGUGGGGCAGGGCAUGGGGAGAGGAAUAAAGAGCAACAGAGUCCAGGAAACACUGUGGUGGUCUGUGGCUUGGAAGCGCCACUCCUUCUGCCGACCUGGGUCCCU
Messenger RNA from Ceratotherium simum simum (southern white rhinoceros), 1779 nucleotides. It is a transcript of the gene SPEM2, whose product is annotated as SPEM family member 2. Lineage: Eukaryota; Metazoa; Chordata; Mammalia; Perissodactyla; Rhinocerotidae. The record is from RefSeq and is a predicted model, not a curated record.